AUGAUGCAAGGAUUAGAAACGGCUGGAUACGACGAUCAUAUGAACCUUCCUUGGGACUCCCUUCGGGAGCAAGAUUGGGCCUCAUUAGGGUGUGAUCCUGGUGAGACGGAUUUUGAUGUUCUCACAAACCACGACAUUUUUGGAAACCAAUCAUCUGCACCAAUCGAAAUUGAUGGCGUUGACGGUGAUAUGAAUUGCUCUGCGCUUCUGGGUUUUCAAUGUAGUCCUGUUGCGGUUGAUUCGUCUGUGGACUUCCUCUGGGAAAGUCUUGGAAAUUCCAAGCAGGGUGCGCAGAAUGCUUCUGCUCAGACUUCCAGUUCGAACACAAAUGAUCACCAAGCAAGCAACCAGGAGGGGUGGUUGUCCUUUGAUCAGGACAACAAUGGCGAUCUCAAGGUGCAUGAGGAUCACAAGCACAUUCUUCCUGCUUUGCCGUCUUCGCCCCUUACCUAUGCACACUUCUCACAUGGAAUCGACGGUAUGAGGGAUGAAUCUACAGCCAAAGAUGGAUUCUGUACAGGACAUUUCUGCUGUGUAGCAAUUGGUGAUGGACGAGUGUCUCCACAUACCAGUGAUCAGGCUCGUUUCCUCUUGGAAAAUUUGAAACGAUCUGCCGGUAGGGAUGAGCAUGCGAUUGUUCGUCUCAAGAACGAAGCGUCGAUGGACUUGAAGAUCUUGGUGUUCCCUUAUGCGUCACCCGAAUCCCUUGCAUUGCGAGAAUACAUAGCAUCCAACGUCAGCCAAAUACCGGCUCCUUUCGUGCUCCUCUGCGGUGACUUGUCAACAGGAAUGAAAUCUUCAUUCACUGAUCAUGUCUCCACCAAUGUGAAGUCAUACAUCAUCAAAGGGCUGGCAGAGUGCAUGAGUGACAAGCGAUGCAAUGUCACCGCUUCAAAGUUGAAGGGUAACGAAGGUCCGAGGGCAGCUGUGAAUCUCGUGGAGCCAUUCGCUUCUACGUUUUUCAAAGACGUGAUCGAUGUUGACAGUCUACCUAAUCAUCAACCCACGGAUGCUGAGGCUUCGACAUCACACUUUGCCCCUAAGGUCUCCCCUCGUGCUGGGUUGCCUUACAACAUGGGCUCUUCUACUCCGAGGAAUUCGUCACCGGACGAGUCGGUUCCUUCGACCCCUCGAGCUGACGAUGAGGUGCACGUCGAGGGUAAAGCAACAGCACACUUUCCGGUCAAUCUGUUUGUGACAGCGAUUGCGGAUGGUUCGAUUGAAUCGGACACUCCUCAAAAAAUCCGGGAGCGGCUUGCGCAAAUUGUACGAAAAGUCCCAAAAGAGCAGAACACAAAUGUGGAAGUUUGUGACGGCGGAACAAUUGAUUUGAAGAUGCGAGUUUUUGUUGUCAACAGUGAAGAUGCAAAGGCUGUAGGGGAAUACAUCAACAGUCAUCUGAAACAGAACCCAGCUCCAUUCGUUGUCCUUGCAAGACACCUUCCGAUGGCGGUACUCUAUGACCCAACUUUGCUUGAUCUUUCCGAUGCAAGCGUAGCUGAUCGUUUGAGGAAGCAAGCAAAGACUCGAGCAGUGAAGGUUCUAAGGGAGGCAAUCGCCAACAAAUCCUUGGGGAUAACGAUGUCAAUGAUGCGAGGCCAUGAGGGUGCUUUGAUUCCUGCCGACAGAUUGUAUGAUGCUCUGGGAACUCUGACGAAACCUGUGCAAGAUGGUGACAACCCAGGCAAGUACAUUAUCUUCGAAGCCAGGAACAAGGCGGGAAGCGUACCGUGCUCUCCGAGAAAGAGACUGGCGAGUGAGGCUCUGGACAAACAACCCCUGUCAGGUGGGAGCAUGCAUCUUGGGAUGCCUGGCAGUACGGCAGGCACGAUGGGGCCUGAGAGUCGAAUAGCAAACGACAUGGUGUACAAACCUGUGAAUCACCCGAAAAUCAUGUCCAAUGGGAAUAGGAAAGCCUCGAUGGCCUCUGCUUCAGCAAGCUUCCUGCACCGCGACAUGAUUGUGAAAACUUUCAACAAGCGGGCAAGAAAGGAGGAAUUCCCUUUUGACGGUGUAUACGAUCACGAAUUUGUAUGA
Molecule: messenger RNA, 2037 nt
Organism: Guillardia theta CCMP2712
Lineage: Eukaryota; Cryptophyceae; Pyrenomonadales; Geminigeraceae
Exons: 1
Coding region: 1-2037 (678 amino acids)
Source: RefSeq, a predicted model, not a curated record